Molecule: messenger RNA, 1769 nt
Organism: Medicago truncatula (barrel medic)
Lineage: Eukaryota; Viridiplantae; Streptophyta; Magnoliopsida; Fabales; Fabaceae
Product: calcium-dependent protein kinase SK5
Exons: 7
Coding region: 69-1565 (498 amino acids)
Biological process (GO): protein phosphorylation
Molecular function (GO): ATP binding; calcium ion binding; protein kinase activity
Source: RefSeq, a predicted model, not a curated record
UUUGCGCUUGUUUUUAGGGUUUCUUUCCCGCUUGUUAUUUUUCGGAACCAAGCACAGUAACAUGAACAAUGUCAAAAUCAAACAUACCAGACAAGACAACACCAACAACACCGAAAACCACAUGGGUUCUCCCUCGUGUAACAAAGAAUCUCCAUGAAGUUUACACCUUAGGUAGAAAACUGGGUCAAGGUCAAUUUGGGAUCACAUAUCACUGCACACACAACUCAACGGGUAGAACCUACGCUUGCAAAUCAAUCUCAAAGAAGAAGCUUUUGUGUAAAGAGGAUUAUGAUGAUGCUUGGAGAGAGAUUCAAAUAAUGCACCAUUUAUCCGAACAUCCAAAUGUUGUGAGGAUCCGUGAAACAUAUGAGGAUUCAUUUUUUGUUCAUUUGGUUAUGGAGCUUUGUGAAGGUGGGGAAUUGUUUGAUAGGAUUGUGCAGAAGGGUCAUUAUAGUGAGAGACAAGCUGCUAAGUUGAUUAAGACUAUUGUUGAGGUUGUUGAAGCUUGUCAUUCUCUUGGAGUUAUGCAUAGAGACCUUAAACCUGAGAAUUUUCUAUUUGAUUCUGUUGAUGAAGAUGCUGUUCUCAAAACUAUUGAUUUUGGGCUGUCUGUUUUUUAUAAGCCAGGUGAAAUCUUUAGUGAUAUUUCUGGAAGCCCAUACUAUGUUGCACCAGAGGUCUUGCACAAGAAGUAUGGAUCUGAAGCUGACGUGUGGAGUGCUGGCGUUAUUCUGUACAUCUUGUUAAGCGGGAGGCUUCCGUUUUGUGCCGACACCGAAAAUGGGAUCUUCCGACAGAUUUGCCGUGGAAGACUUAAUUUCCAGUCUGAGCCAUGGCCUGAGAUUUCAUACAGCGCCAAGGAUCUAAUCCGAAAGAUGCUUGAUAGGAAUCCAAGAACAAGGUUUACAGCUCACCAAGUGCUCUGUCACCCAUGGAUUGUCGAUGAUAACAUUGCACCAGAUAAACCCCUUGAUUCUGCUGUUCUAUCUCGUCUGAAGCAAUUCUCUGCAAUGAAUAAACUGAAAAAGAUGGCUUUACAUGUUAUUGCCAAGAGGCUUAACGAAGAAGAAAUUGGUGGUCUGAAAGAAUUAUUUAGGAUGCUUGACGCUGACAAUAGUGGAACCAUAACAUUGGAUGAGCUAAAAGAAGGCUUACAGCGAGUAGGAUCGGAACUUAUGGAGUCUGAAAUUAAGGAUCUUAUGGAUGCAGCAGACAUUGAUAAUAACGGGACACUUGACUAUGGUGAAUUCAUUGCUGCUACUGUCCACUUAAAUAAGCUGGAGAGAGAGGAAAAUCUAUUGUCAGCAUUCUCGUACUUUGACAAAGAUGGAAGUGGUUACAUAACCAUUGACGAGAUACAGGCAGCUUGUAAGGAGUUUGGUUUGGACGAUGUCCAUAUUGAUGAAAUGGUCAAGGAAAUUGAUCAAGAUAAUGAUGGACAAAUAGACUAUGGAGAGUUUGCUGCCAUGAUGAGAAAGGGCAAUGGAGGGAUCGGAAGGCGAACCAUGUCAAGCACACUCGAUUCCAGGGAUGCUCUAGAAAUCAUAGGCAAUGGGUCCAAUUAAGUUAUUUUACCUUAAUUAUUUGCUGAUGAACAUUUUGGAUGAGGAAAAAACGUCGGCAACUUUAAACAUUAUCAGUACUACUGAUUUAGUAGUCUGACAAAAAAUUGCCUUUUGUGAAUAGACCCAUUGUUCUAAACUGUCGUUCAUGACACAAACCAAUUCUGACAUCUGCAUAGUUUAUAAAAAGGAUGAGAUUUGCAAGAA